GCCCCUCCCCUUUAAUGACAAUAUUUUUUGUCAGGGGACUUUGGGGCUUGGUGGUGUCUCUUGAGCGCUGUUUCAAGAUUCCGCUUGAGAAGGUAGCAAGCAGUAGUACAUUUACCGCUCAAAGUGAGUCCGGAGCCUAAGGCGUGGGCUUGGAGUCCUGAUUCAAAAGAUACUCGAUCCUCCUUGUUUUUACCGGGCCGACGGUCGUUCCGCAAAGGGCUCGGCAAGAUGAGUGGCAGGAGUCGACUAACGGGAAAGACUAGAGAUGAAACUUUGAUUGAGAUGAGCCGGAACUCCCUAUGUGAUGAGGACAACAACGGCUUCCCUCACGACACUGAAGACUAUCCCCAGCCUGACCCUUCCGAGGUUGACAAGCAUCAACAGAGUAAGGACUCUGUGUUCUUCCGUGAUGGAAAGAGGAGGAUUGACUUCAUCCUGUCCUAUGUAGAUGACCGAGACGGAGAGAGGAAACAGGAGAGGCGGAAGGAGUAUGAAGCUAAUUUACAGAAGGCAGGUCUGGAGCUGGAGACAGAGGAUCAAUCGGAGUCAGAUGACGGUAAGACAUACUAUGUGAAGAUCCACACUCCAUGGGAUGUGCUAGCCACCUAUGCCGAUGUCCUCAAGAUCAAGGUUCCCUUCAAGGCCAACGACAUCCCCGCCCACAAGGACAUCCCCAUGAACUGGCUGUUCACUCCCUUCCGUCUACCGAACCACAUUAUGAAUCCUGAACCAGACUACUUCACCUCACCCUUCAACAAGGAAAAGAUUGACUUCUUCCUUAUCGAUGACAAGGAGACCUUCUUCCCUCCCUCUGUCCGCAACAGGAUAGUGUAUUAUAUCCUGGCCCGCUGUGCGUACCACAAGGAGGACAGUGAUGACAAGAACAAGAAGGGCAUCAAGCGCCUGCUCAACAACGGGACCUACGGGGCUGCCUUCCCACUACAUGAUUCUCGGUACUGGAAGGCAUCCAGAGACCCCAACAGUGAGAGUGAGAGAUUCAGCCUCUACAAACACUGGGCCCGGUUCUUCAGUUUCUUCAAAGAGCAGCCUCUCAACUUGAUACGGAAGUAUUACGGGGAGAAGAUUGGGAUCUACUUUGCCUGGUUGGGUUUCUACACUGAGAUGCUGUUCUUCGCUGCGGUAGUAGGCCUGAUCUGUUUUCUCUAUGGAUUGUUCACCUUCGAUGAUAACAUCUGGAGUAAAGAAAUCUGCAGUGAGGAGAUUGGAGGCAACAUUAUCAUGUGUCCGCUGUGUGAUAAGACGUGUGGCUACUGGAAGCUCAACUCAACGUGUAACUCGUCCUGGCAAUCGCAUAUGUUUGACAAUGUGGGGACAGUUUUCUUUGCCAUAUUCAUGGGGAUUUGGGUGACUCUGUUCCUGGAGUUCUGGAAGCGUCGGCAGGCCCGGCUGGAGUAUGAGUGGGACCUGGUGGACUUUGAGGAAGAGCAGCAGCAGCUUCAACUACGACCAGAGUACGAGAUCAAGUGUACCAGCCGUAGACUCAACCCCGUCACACAGGAGGAGGAGUGGGUCCUUGACAGGACGGCAGCUGAUCUAGUGGGCAAAGUGCUCCUGUGUUGGGCCACCGUGGUGUUGUGGAUCUCCCUGAUCAUAGCGUGUAUCAUCGGGGUGAUAGCGUACCGUCUGGCGGUGUACGCAGCGUUUGCUAGCAUCAUGAAGGACAGCCCCACCAAUAACAUCCAAAUGGUGGGCUCCCUCAUCACCCCUCAGCUCGCCACCUCUGUCACCGCUUCCUGUAUCAACUUCGUCAUCAUCAUGAUCCUCAAUGUGAUGUAUGAGAGAGUAGCCAUCUGGAUCACUGACAUGGAGAUCCCCAAGACUCACCUGGAGUACGAGAACAAGCUGACAGUGAAGAUGUUCCUCUUCCAGUUCGUCAACUACUAUUCUUCCUGUUUCUACGUGGCCUUCUUCAAGGGGAAGUUCGUCGGCCGUCCCGGAGACUACAUCUACAUGUUCGGCUGGAGCAAGCUGAGGAACGAGGAGUGUGACCCUGGUGGCUGUCUCAUUGAGCUGACCACUCAGCUGGUCAUAGUGAUGGCAGGCAAACAGGUGUGGGGUAACAUCCAGGAAGCUCUGGUCCCGUGGCUACUGAACUGGUGGGGGAGCCGUAAAGCCCGUAGCCACCCUGAGAGCCUGUACAGCCGCUGGGAGCAGGACCACGACCUGCAGAACUUUAGCCAUCUGGGUCUUUUCUAUGAGUACCUGGAGAUGGUGAUCCAGUUUGGUUUCAUCACUCUGUUCGUGGCCUCCUUCCCUCUGGCCCCCCUGCUGGCGCUGUUGAACAACAUUAUAGAAGUUAGAGUGGACGCCUGGAAGUUCACCACCCAGUUCCGCCGGCCCGUGGCGGCCAAAGCCCACAGCAUCGGAGCCUGGCAGGAAAUACUGAACGGAGUUGCCGUCUUCUCAGUCGUCACCAACGCUUUCAUUGUAGCCUUCACAUCAGACAUGAUUCCCCGGCUGGUGUACAUGUAUGCCUACAGCCCUGGCAACGAUCUCUCUAUGAAGGGCUACAUCAACAAUAGUCUGUCAGUGUUCAACAUCUCUGGGUUCUCUGAUGAAAACCGGCCUGAUGACGGAGAGAGCCCUGAAUGGUUCAACAGCUCUGUCAUCACCACCUGCAGGUACCGUGACUACCGCUACCCUCCAGGCCAUGAGAAGCAGUACACUCACACCAUGCAGUUCUGGCACAUCCUGGCUGCCAAGCUGGCCUUCAUCAUUAUCAUGGAGCAUGUGGUGUUCAUGGUGAAGUUCUUUGUGGCAUGGAUGAUUCCUGACGUUCCCGCAGAGGUGAAGGCCAGGGUCAAACGGGAACGCUACCUCAUCCAGGAGUACCUCCAUAACUACGAGGUGGAGAAUCUGAAGAUCCAGCUAAGCCACAGGAACGAUGACUGCUCCUCCAACCCCGUGGACUACCCCGACAUAUCCCGGCGCGAAGUGUUGUCCGAGUGUCUCUAGCACCCGUCCUCGCCCUCCGCCCACUCGUUUGAUUUUGGCUCAUGUUCAUUAGGGCACACGACAGAAAACUUUUUAAAACGUUUUUCAACAGGAAAUUUAAAUUAGUGUUUUGUUAUUGGACAAGUCCGAGAUAGGACAAUUCCCAGUUUUGUUUUGUUCCGUUUGGUGCCUAAUGAACAAGACCCUGUUCAGAUUGGGCUGGGGCCUGGGCUGGUCUUAAGGAGAUUCUCUAUAAACUAUCCUGGACGGUGGGAGAUCUGUAAGGGCUCUGUCUGCUUGUGGAGUGUAGAGGGAAAUCCUCACAGAAAUAGCGCUUUGAGUACCUCAGUUGGUAGAAAGGCGCUAUAUAAAUCACAUUCAUUAUCAUCAUCAUCAUUAAAUACAAGACGAUACUACAUUUAGUGACAUGUUUAAAGCAGUACCAGAUCUGUCCAUGUGUGGUCUAUGGAUUUCAGAUCUCAUCUUCAAUCAACCACCAUUCACUUCCAUCCACACUAACAUACUAAGGCUGCAUUUACACAGGCAGCUCAAUUCUGAUCUUUUUUAAAUUUUUUACACUAAUUGGUGUUUUGACCAAUCACAUCAGAUCUUUUCACAUAAGAUUUUUUUCAGAGCUGAUCUAAUUGGUCAAAAGACCAAUUAGUGAAGAAAAAAAAAGAUCAGAAUUGUGUUGCCUGUGUAAAUGCAGCCUACUAGAUGCAGACUACAGCAAUAGAGUCCUUCUGACUGACAACAUGGGGGAAGCAGGGAGGAAACAUGGCUGCUUGCAUGGCUGUACCUGUAAUACUCUUCGUUUUAAAUCACAGGUGUUGGGGUGGUAAAGCAUUACAAAAUAAUGCGUUGGAGUACUCAGAAUACUUUUUUUUUGUGGUAACGAGUAAACUAACGCGUUAGUUUUUAAAUGUAAGUAGUCAGUUACUUAGUUACUUUUUCAAAUAAGUAAUUUUACAAUAUUAUUUCUCCUUUUCUUUGUUAGCUGUUAGUUAGCUAGCGAGAUGGCAAAGACAACAGCCUUUAUUGUGGAAGUAUUUGCAUUAGUUUGAACUGGUAGAAGAAAAUGACAGAUGUUACCCCUCGAAUAUUGACUGAAGGCCCUUGCAGGAUUCAACACGCCUCCGGGAUUUACUCAUUUAUUGUCUUGUAAUAAAACAAACCGCGUAGCGAGGUGAUCAAGUUAGGCUCAGUUGAUAAGAAUGGAUAUUUAUCCUGCUUCGUCUUCACCAUUAAUUAUACAGGAAAUGGCACUACAAUUCCACAAUGGGAUCGUAUAGUUUAAUAAAUUCCAGUUCGUAUCUGUUUUUAAUAACAGAUUGGUAGCCUGGUGUCGUUGAAUUUGAGCUGACCUUUUACUGAGCCCAGUUGGUUUUAUAUAGAUAUUUACUUAUGUGGAAAUAAUUCAAGAAAAUCAUUUAUUUUAAGUAUUGUAAAUGAAAUAUUGCGUCUUGUCAAUAUGACUUGAGUUAGGCUACGGAUAUGCAAGCCAUUGAAAGGUAGUUUUCGCCCUCUACUGGGCAUAAGAAGGAAUGACUCGUUCUCUUCAGAGGGUUGUUUUUGGAAACGCAAAAGUUACUUUCCGUUCUUUUAAUGCAAGUAACGUUAUAACGUAACUCAUUUCUUUUAAAAGUAACAUUCCCUGUAAAUCGUUAUGUCCAUUUCAUAUUCAUAUCUCCUCUCCCUUAUAAGUUUAAGGGAGAGGAGAUAAGUUCUGAAGGAGAGGAGAUAAGUUCUGAAGGAGAGGAGAUAAGUUCUGAAGGAGAGGAGAUAGGUUCUGAAGAAGUGAUGAGACUUUUCUGGUCAUUCACGAUCACAAUGCUGUACAAACACUGUGUUAACUCCAGGCAACUUUAGCUAGCUCUCAGCCAAUCACACCAAUGCAAUCACUGUGUUCAUUUUGAUACUAUAAGCAACCAAAGACAAAAUGCCUUAAUAUUUUUUUUAAAUUCAUUGUUAAAUGAGUAAAGAGGCUACAGUUUGUUAAAUGUUGAAGUAAUAUCACUUGAACGUUUCAAUGUAUUUACUAAUCUUCUGCAACUAGCCAACUUAGCUUCUGUCCAAGGCCAAGUAUCAGGCGAUAUGUGAAAAGUAUGACUUUAUUCACAUGGCAAUCAUUUCCUUAUUUCAGAAGUCAGGAUUUGGGCAGGAGAGGAGAGUGGGCAGGAGCAGCUGGUGUUUACUGUUGACUGUGUGUGUUCUGUUCUUUAAAGAUGAGUGAAAGAGAAAGAGAGAGAGAGAGAGAUAGUAGAGUGAGGGAGAGAUAGAUAGAUGAAAGAGAGGAGAUCAAUCUCUUUUUAAUGUGCCUCUGUUUACCCACUCAUUAGCACUAAUGAAAUCUUAGCUUGUCCUCACCUACUGGGGCUAGUCAUGUCCCUCAUACCGCCAUACUUCUCUCUCUCUCUCCUUCCAUCCAAAACACAUUGCUCUCUCUCUCUCUCUCUCUCUCUCUCUCUGUCUGUCUCUACUUCCAUCCAAAACACAUCGCUCUCUCUCUCUCUCUCUGUGUGUCUCUCUCUGUCUCUCUCACUCUAUCCAUCCAUCCAAAGCACAGCAUUUAGCCUUUCAUCACGACUGGUUAGAUUUUCUGGUUCUAUGUUCGUGAUGAAAAAAGAAAGAUAAACAUUAUAUAUAUAUAUUUUUUUUUUUGUUGCACAAAGCACUUAUAAAUGACACUAGCUGAUUGCUGAUCUGUUUCUGCUGUGUGACACGAAUGGAGUUGACGAGACAGUACAAACAGAUUAUUCACGGUGAACGCUGCAUACUGUAUGUCGGCUCAAAUUACUUUCACAUUUCAAUUGCACUAUAUACCACAGAUCUUCAGUGCUACAGAUUGAAUCGAGCCCUUUAAUGUUUAUCCACAAGGAACAACCUAUUGUACUGUAGAUGUUGAAGAGUUAUAAUUCAAUGAAAUAUAUUUCAAAUGGAUCCCACCUUUUUAAUCACACAUAAUUACAUAUGUUUGGACUUGAAUCUAGAGUCUAAAAAGAAGGAGAAUAAGAGAACCGGUUGAAGCAUGUACAGUGAGUAAAUUGUGACAUUUUUAAGCGUUCUUUUAGUAUUUUUUUGUUUAUUGAAUGAAGGAUAUGUUUCCAAAGGUAUAAAUGUACUACCUAUGUAAGAAUAUCAACUUUAGAAGUCAUUGUUUUCUUUAUGAUAGCUGGCUAUACCUCAAUCUCAGGCUGAACAUCCUAACAUAGAAUGUUUGGUAUGAAAAGAAACCCCAAAUGUGUUUACAAUAUCAAGUGACAUGUAAACACCAGUAGCCUACAUUUGACUGAUCGAAUGUGCUUUCCAAUGCUGUGGGCUCUAUGAAACUAAUGCUUGUUCGUGCCUCAAAAUAUCACCACUCUAUAGAAUCUUUUUUGUAUCCUAAAAGUAUCUCUUUGUUCAUUUCUUAUGUUUUUCCCUCUUGAAUAUCUGUUUUCAUCCUUUUCUGUAUGUUUUAUUGCUAAUGUAUUUUAUUGCAUAAAUCUGUAUUUAAAAAAAAGAAUAUUGAUGUUGGAUCUUGAUUUAGAAAAAUUGGGUGUUUUUAAUUUGUUUGGCUUUUUCUAUAAUUUUAUUGUGAUACACUGCCAAUGUAUGCUCGAUAGUUUUCACUGUUGGACUGUAUUAUGCCUCAAUUGUAAAGUGAAUAAAUUGCCAAACAAUUACCAAUA
This is a messenger RNA of Salmo salar (Atlantic salmon), 6626 nucleotides long. RefSeq names its product anoctamin 5a (gene ano5a). Gene Ontology annotation, cellular component: plasma membrane. The record is from RefSeq and is a predicted model, not a curated record. Gene Ontology annotation, molecular function: protein dimerization activity; chloride channel activity. NCBI's taxonomy places the organism in Eukaryota, Metazoa, Chordata, Actinopteri, Salmoniformes, Salmonidae. Gene Ontology annotation, biological process: chloride transmembrane transport.